Messenger RNA from Myripristis murdjan (pinecone soldierfish), 3827 nucleotides. RefSeq names its product dynein 2 intermediate chain 1 (gene dync2i1). Gene Ontology annotation, cellular component: cytoplasmic dynein complex. Gene Ontology annotation, biological process: intraciliary transport. The coding region runs from base 150 to 3338 and encodes 1062 amino acids. Lineage: Eukaryota; Metazoa; Chordata; Actinopteri; Holocentriformes; Holocentridae. The record is from RefSeq and is a predicted model, not a curated record. The transcript is spliced from 23 exons. Gene Ontology annotation, molecular function: dynein heavy chain binding; dynein light chain binding.
UGUUGCCAAGCCGAUGUGACGCGUUCUCCUUGGUUUCGACCGACUGCGCCUGCGCACUGCAAUUCUCUGAUGGCGGUGUCAACAGAGGAGCAUACGCUUAUUUUCAGCAAUUACUAAAACAUGUUGAGGCCAAGAACACGGAUGAAAACAUGCACAGUGACAAGAAAUUAUCCAAGGAAGACACUUGGAAACCAGCAGACCUAAGAAGAUACAUCAGGGAUGGAGAACCUGGGGAAGAAUAUAUCAGGAGGCGAAAUGAAACUGAGAGGAGGCACAGGGGAGGGGAGUCUGUGGAGCGGCGCCACAGGAACUCAGAAAAGGAGUUCAGACAUGAGAGGGACUAUCAGAGGGAACGGGACCGAACGAGGGAGAGAGGGAAACAACCAGAUGGAGCAAAAGACAGAUAUCUAGACCGAAGGAAAGAGGGGUCCAGCGACAGGAGAGAGGAUAAGGAUAUGAGGGAGAAAGACCGAGAAAGGAGAAGAGAGAGAGACAAGUAUGGUGGUGACUACCAGGAGAACAGGGACAGGAGGCGGGAGACAGAGGAAAGGGAGAACCAGGAAAAGGACAGGGAGAGGGAGAGGGAAAGGGAAAGAAAUAGAGAUAGGGAGAGGGAAAGACAUGAUGAGAGGGACAGAGACAAAAGGAGGGAAGAGAGGGACAUGGGAAGAAGGAGAGAAGAAAGGGAUAGAGAACACAGAGGUGACAGGGAGAGAAGGAGGCAUGAGGAAAGUGGGGACGGGGAAAGAGAUCGGACUCAAAAGCAUGAUAGGGAGCAGAGAGACAGACAUCGGGAGAAAGAGCGCCUAACAGAAAGUGAACGGUACAAAGCUGAAUAUAAAGACAGGAGGAGUGAUAAAGAAAGACAAGAGAGGCAUACAGACAGAAAACGCUCCGAACAAAAGGAGGAGAGAGGGUAUAAAGACGAACAUAGAAAAGACAAGGAGGACAGAGAAAGGAGAUACAAAGACAGAGGGCAACAUGAUGAAAAGCGGAGGCAUGGCAGUGAGUCCAGGGAGCAAAGAGACUGGAAGGGAUCCAGUGGUGAUCAGCGUGAUGACAGAGAGCGAGCAGAACGAGAUAAACACAGAGAGAGAAGGCACAGGGAGCAGGAGGGCCCAGAGAGGAGUCACAGAGACAGGACCGGCACCAGUAAACCAGCAUCUGACCAAAGUCAUAGUCAUGAGGCGAAGACUGCAGAAACAAAGGUUGCCAAUGAUGAAGAUUUGGCUGCAGACCAGGAUUAUGGUGAUUAUGAAGAUGACUUUGAGAAAUUGGAUUAUGAAGAGGAUUUCGAGGAGUUGGAUGAGAGUGCAGAUGAAGGCGAAGGUGAGGGUGAGAAGGAGCCACACCAUCCAGAGGUGAGAGAGGAGAAGGAGCAGCUUACAGCGCGAAGGAGAGAGGAGAUCAAGGCGAUUCAGAGAGCCAUGCAUGAGGAGAAUGAGCGAGCUGCAUUUGCCCAGACCAGGCAAAGCACCAGCACAGAGGAGGAGGACAGGCCCAAACGGUCCAGAGAGUCUGACAAGAACAGGGGCAGAAAUUCUCAGCGUGGGAAGUUUAUUGACUUUGUGGCCGCAAAGCAGCGUGAAGUCAGCAAGAAAGUCGCCAACAAACAGAAGAAACGUAGUACUGAGCUGCUUCGCUUGAUUGACCUGGAUUUCUCGGUGACAUUCUCCCUUCUGGAUCUGCAGCCUGUCAAUGAAUACGACAUGUACAUCAAAAGCUUUGGAACAGCAAAUACCAAACAGGCAUAUGUCCAGUGUAACGAGGACAAUGCAGACCGAGACAUUCAGACAGAGGAGGUAGAGGUGUGUGAGAAGUGGACGCAGCAUCCUCCAGAGAGGAGUGGAGCCUGUGGUGAUCCGAACCUUUCACAAGAGGCACGAGAUAAAAGCAUGAGUGCAGUGAACAUUGAUUCACAGCGUCUGACAGCGUUUCUACGCUCAGCUUCACAGGUGAUGGUUGUGCUGUUGGAAGAGGACCAAGCUGAGAGAAAGUCAUUGCAGCAACAAAGGACUCAAACCGAUGUGCUGUCCUUCAGCGACAGCAGUUUACAAAUCAACACUAAGUUGCCUUUUCUUUAUGAUCGUCAGGUCAGCCUGCUGCACUUCUCUCAGGUCCAGAGACAGACGAUGAUGUCAGUCCACAGCCCUGCAGUUAAGCCCAGCUCCGUGCGUCUUGACAGCUUCACCAUCAUCUGCAUCUGGAACAUCUGGGAGCCAUCACGACCCCAGAAGAUCCUCAUCUAUGAGUCUGAGGUGCAGUGUUGCUGCUUCAGCCCUGGAAAGGCCUCGUUGGUUUUUGCUGGCACGUCAGUCGGCUCUGUGGUGCUGUGGGACCUGAGGGAGCAUGCCAGCAACCACUACUGCCUGAAGAUAGGGGAUGAUGAGUGGACCUUCCGACACCCUACCUUCUCCACUGAUGCCAUACUGGCCGGCUCAGGUCAUUUGUCCUCAGUGAGCUCUGUGGAAGUGGUUCCCUCUACAGUAGCAGGGGGACUGAGGCCAGAGGUCCCCCUGUUGGCAUCUGAGGAAGAGUCCUCAGGACUGUCAUUCCAGUUGGCUUCUCUGGAUGAAACUGGGCUUUUAAAUCUCUGGGUGGUGGUGGAACUCCCUAAAGCCAACAGUGCAGGGUCCCAGACAGACCUGGGGCUCCGGCCUGGGGGCAAAGUGAAGUUGCUUCACAGUUCCUCCCUGGUCACUGCUGAGAGGAUAUCACCGCGGGAUGCAAAGAAAACAGGACCGUUACAAACUCUUCUGUUGAAAUUCCUGCCAACUGACUCCAAUCAUUUCUUUAUUGGUACUAACAUGGGUCUGGUGAACCACGGGACAAGUCACGGGUUGAAAGCUCCACCAAAGUUCUACAGGUUUCAGGAGGUUGGAGGCCGACCUGUUGACGUCAGCGCAAUGCAUUUCUCACCAUUCAGGCAACACUUGUUUUUGGUGGGUUGUGGGGAUGGCAACAUCAGACUGCAUGCAGUCAGCCAUGAGCAGCCUUUAGCAGAGUGGAAGAGCAGCACUGCUGGAGAGCCGGUGGUCUGUCUGCAGUGGGCUCAGACCAGGCCUACAGUCUUCUGUGUGCUGGACGCAGCCUCGAACCUCCACAUAUGGGACCUGCUUAAAAAUGACUUGGAGCCUGUCAUUACUGAGAGGAUGAAUGCUGACAGGGUGACGGCCAUGGCUGUGUUUGGAGACACAGGACAACAAAACACAUACUCAGGAUUAGCGCUGGCACAUGAGUCAGGAAAAAUAGAAAUGCAGUAUUUUACAAGGAAUUUUACCAUGCCCAGUUCUGCAGAGGAGGAGAAGCUGGAGAGCAUGAUGAAUGAAGCCUUCUGAAAUGGUGUGUCUGAUGUGACUGUGUGUGUAUAUAUAUUUUCACAAUAUACAAUUUACUUAAUAUACAAGUUGCUUAAACUCUGGCUGAGCAUAAAGAUCAACUUACAGAGCUGUUUUUUUCACAGUCAGACACUGUAAAUCUGUUGUGUAGCACAUGUACAUUUAAAAAUUUAAGUUUUUUUUUUUUUGUUUGUUUUUUGUUCUUUGGGUGAAAAAAUGUUCCCUCAUGUCCACCAGUCCACAAAAAUCAUAUUUUGAUAAAUAACUGGAAAAUAGACACUAAUAGAUGUACCAAUCAAAAGAUUGUCACUAAAUACCAAAGAUCCUCUAUUUUGAAUAAGGAUAAAUAGGCCUACAUAACCAUCCUGCAUAAAUACAGGAAACUAAAUUUGUAAGUCUUUGUUUGAUGUAAAUAUACUUUUUGACAACUAUAAAAUAUUUGUAUUAAUAAAGUUAAGUUUUUAUACAAUAAACUGAGGUUAUCUGUGA